Armigeres subalbatus is the source of this 3249-nucleotide messenger RNA. RefSeq lists its product as uncharacterized. The transcript has 6 exons. The coding region runs from base 151 to 1473 and encodes 440 amino acids. NCBI's taxonomy places the organism in Eukaryota, Metazoa, Arthropoda, Insecta, Diptera, Culicidae. The record is from RefSeq and is a predicted model, not a curated record.
UACACCCUUUUGUUCUAACAAACGACCGAACUGUCAAAACUGAAAAAUAACAAGCAACAGCAGAUAAGCUCACAGUCAAUCGACUUAAGUACGAAAUCAAAGCAAAUUUUGCGAUCAGCAGAUACGACAAGUGAAGCAACUGAGCUUAAAAUGGAUUUCGGCGGUCUCCAGUUGCUGUUAGAUGCCGCGACUCAGCUCGAUGAAUCACAUUCGAUUGAAAAUGCUACGGUAAAUACUGUUUCUAUCCCUAGCGUGGGCUGCUACGAAGAAGUGGGGAUGAGUGCUUCUACAGAAGGAUUGCCUCCACACGUAUGGCAUAGUGUACAGAAGGAUGCUUCUCGAGUAGAAUCACCAGCAUCUAAGGGUGACAUUCAAAGAGAUUGCUUCAACCUUUCAAGGAAUGACACAGCUCCCGUAUCUUUUUCAAUGUUCGAACGAUCUUUGCCUGAACGCUUCUUUUCAACUCCUAUCCGAGCUCCUAACUACCGUUCAGUGCAAUCCCGAACAAGACUCAACAACCAGCUGGAUAUUUCCACGGCUAGCAAAUUAACUGCUGAUGAAUGUCCACUUGAUUUGUCGCUUGGAUCUCAAUUACCAGCUCACAUGAGCAGUCUUUCGGGAAGAGCAAUUGAUUUGGCAUUACCUCGAAAGUCGGAACACAAUUUGACGAUUCUCCCAUUAGAUUUACGCAUUGAAAACAGUUUUAAUUCUGUGAAAUCAUCUGAAAGUGGCCAUUUCGUACAUGACAUUUUACCUAUGAAGCGUGAAGCUUCAUUAACUAUAGAAGAUUCUCCAUCUACGAAACGCGAGGCUUUGGUAACGGCAGAAGAUUUUCCGACUAUGAAGAAGCGUGAACUUAUGCAUGAUAAACAAUCGUCUGGGAAGUCGAUGGAAAUCGCUUCAACGGUCGAAGGAGUUGAUCGUUGUCCACAUGAUGUUGAUCCUAUUACCAAACCUCGACGUGAACCACUUAAUGAAAAUUGUGAAACAGCUAAUCCGAACGAUUCAUUUAUUUGCGAAUAUUUCAAAAUGUACCAAAGCAUUAAUAACAGCAAUAAUGCACUUAAUAACGACUAUGAUGAUUCAGAAAGAGUACCGCUAGUGGAGCUGAAACUAGCGUCCGUUCAACAAGAGAACGUAAUGCAGAUUCCUGAAAAUGACCCGGAUGACAUGGAAGGUGAUCCAACUUUGUUGAACGAGCUAUCUAUUUACGAAUAUUUUGAAGAGUAUCAAAAUUUAAACGACACAGACAGUAAUGAUUCAGAUGAGGAUUAUGUUGCACCUUCCAAUCGUACCAAGAACGGACCAGGAUUGACAGUUGAUGACAAACAAGUGCAAGAUGAAAACCUUCGUGCAGGUUGCAGUAAAAGCAAUAAUGUGCCAUCCGUUAUCGACAUAACUGGUGCUCAUGCUUUGGAAUUGGAAAUGUGCGAAUUGCAGCAAAAAAAAAAACAACAUUCGACAACAAAAUAAAAAACUAAAAGAAAAAGGUCUCAAGUACAUCAGAGCUGAUGGUACUAUAGUAGCUGCCCGAAAAGUGAGAAAGCCUUGCGAAUGCCGUAUGAAAUGUUAUGAGAAAUAUAAUUUUAAUUACUCCAUUCGAAAGCAAUUAUUAUCCAAUUUGCUGCGUCUCAAGAUCUCGGGUCAGAAUCAGUUUCUGUCUUCCCAUUUGACAAUAGUAAAAACAGCGCGAAAUAAGGUUAUAAAUUCUCGUCGCCUGUAUAGUCGCAUCUACAGGCUACCUGGUGUAGAAGGGUCAGUCAAAGUAUACAAGCUCAUGUUUAUGAGAACGUUCGAUAUUAGCGAUAGGAAACUGAGAACUCUUGCUGCAAAAAAAGUGAUCGGUUCUGGUAUUGCUGAAGAUGAUCGCCGACGCUUCAACACUUGUCAACAGACAGUAAGCCCGGACCACAGGAAGUAUAUCGAGCGACAUAUCCAAAGCUUUCCAGCGUACUCAAGUCAUUACACUCGAGAAAAAUCGAAUCGAUUAUACCUAUCAAGCGACCUUACUAUCGCUCGAAUGUACGAAAUGUACCAAGAUAAGUGUACGGCUGACAAUGCUUGGAUCCCGGUACGUUAUAAUGCGUACAGAAUAAUAUUCAAUUCGAUGAAUUUGUCGUUCCGCAAACCCAAGAUGGACACAUGUGGAGGGUGUGACAAGUUUCGUACGAAACUAAAAGUGGCGAAUAAUGACAAAGAAAAAAAAGACACGAAACGACUGUACGAUCUCCACCAGAGUACAGCACAAGCAGUGUACGAUGAAAAGAAAAGGGAUAAAACGUUAGCCAAGGAAAAUUCUACAGUCCGAAUCGCGAGUUUUGACCUCCAGAAGCAACUCCCCACACCGCAUUUGACUUGUGGUCAAGCAUUCUACGCAAGGCAGUUGUAUACAUACAACUUGACGGUGUUUGAUUGUUUUCUCGGCUCACACUCUGCAUCGUGCUUUCUGUGGGAUGAAACCAAAGCUAGAAGAGGUUCUCAAGAAAUAGCAUCAUGCCUUUUCUUGGAUCUGCAAGCAACACCAACGACUGUGGAGCAGAUGAUCUACUACAGUGACCGCUGCGCCGGACAGAACCAUAAUAAAGUAAUUGUCGGUCUAUUUUCCUACUACAUUGAGUUGCAAGCUUUAGUUGGGCGCAAAUUGAGCAUUGAACAUAAGUUCAUGAAAACAGGCCACUCUCACAUGGAGGUAGAUACUGUCCAUGCAGCCAUUGAGAAGGCAAAGCGAAAAACAACAGUAGAUAUUGAAACUCCUCACGAUUGGGCCGUUUUUAUUUCCGCAAUAAGGCGGACAGUCCCAUUUAAAGUAUUGGAACUAGAACAAAAACAAUUUCUUGGAUUUAAAGUACUAACAGACCGGUACACAAUUCCGAAAGCAUCUGUGAAUGGAGAUAUAAUAAAAUUCAGAGACAUUAUGGUGUUCAGAUACUCCACAUCUUCUCCAGGAGAAGUCGAUUUCAAGUACGACGUCACUCAAGAUCAUUUCGAAAAAAUGCGUCUGCUACAAAAGACAGCAGAUGGAAUUGAUACCAUUGACUUAAAGCCUAUUCAUACAACAUCCAUCCCAUUGCCGGACGCAAAGUUGGCAGAUCUCAGGGGAUUACUCCCCUACAUUCGACAGAAGGAUUACUACCAGGCAUUCUUAAAAAGCCUUGUGCCUGCAAAGAGAGGACGCAAAGCAAAAUCGACUACAGAAGAUCAUUUUGAGAAUGAUUUGGACUUAAACGAAGACUCGUAGUUUAAGAGUUU